ACGAUGAAGUCUGUGUUGUCACCAGCUGUUUGCAGAGGAACAAAGUGCUUCAAACAAACAUGAUGAAACAAACGGACAGACGUGUCAAGUUUCGAAAAACGGCAAGGCUACAUUGCAUAAGGGCCCCAGAACUGAAGAUAUCCCGAUAGCGUUUACGAAACAAAUUACAACCAAAGGGAAAAAGCCGCUAUAUUAUUUUUCGUAAGUACGUACUGUAAAGUUUCCGCGUGAUUCGUGAAGAGUCUUGUGCAAUAUUGUACACAAGUGCGCAAUUGUUCUGAGUGUCCCUCCACUGCGCGAGGAUGAACGUGGGCACAGCGCACAGUGAGGUCAAUCCAAACACGCGAGUGAUGAACAGCAGGGGUAUAUGGCUCUCAUAUGUGCUUGGCAUCGGCUUCCUACACAUCAUAUUGCUCAGCAUACCGUUCGUCAGCGUUCCUGUGGUGUGGACCCUCACCAACCUCAUCCACAACUUGUGCAUGUAUAUCUUCCUACACACGGUAAAAGGAACGCCGUUUGAGACUCCAGACCAAGGCAAGGCCCGGCUUCUGACCCACUGGGAACAGAUGGACUAUGGGGUCCAGUUCACCGCCUCUCGAAAGUUUCUCACCAUCACCCCUAUUAUACUGUAUUUCCUGACCAGUUUCUAUACAAAGUAUGACAGGGUCCACUUCAUCAUCAACACCAUUUCCCUGCUCACUGUGCUUAUCCCCAAACUGCCUCAGUUCCACGGGGUCCGUCUCUUUGGAAUUAAUAAGUACUGACGAGGCUUUGAUCUUCAACACGAGGAUGUGUGGCCACUUACUCUGUGGGAAUAAAAAAGGGGGAAAUUUAGAGCUUCAUUGGAUGCUCUGCUGCUUUGCGGUCAAAGUGGCCGAACAAUCUGCUAUGGUAUCACUUUUAUGUUUUUUUUGUAUAACAUUCAGUAGAUACAAACACAUUUGUAGAACCACCAGCAGAAUGCAGUAAAAGAAGGUCUCUUGAUAUGUUAGGACCACCGUUAUGCUCUGUAUUGAAACAGAGUGUUGGUUAACAGCAUUAUGUAUGCCAUUGGGAACCAUGUGUUAGAUUUCAGUCACUUUGGCAGAAAUGCUGCAUUGAUGCAAUGAAUCAGAUGGGUCAAAAUAGGCUGAUUCUUAACUGUUUUGCGGGCCUGAGUCAGCACUUCCCAAUGUUCAACACAAGGUGUUUAGAAAGAGAAAAAAGGUACUGUGUUUCUGAAGAAAGUGUACAAGGCUAUUUUUAGCACAGGUGCAAAAGACUGGCUUCAGUCCCAUAGUUGGACAGUGUCAUCCUGUCCUGAUAAAACUUUUGCCAGACCUGUAUUUCAUGACUUUAGAUUUAAAACAAAACUAGUUAAAUUUUAUAUAUGCACAACCUGUUCAAAUGUUUAAAGUGCUUUUUCCAGAGCCCUAACAGUCUCACAGAGUCUCUCGCUCUUUUAUAACAUGCACUAAAUAUUGAGUAACAAAAAAGCUAGUUGGAUGCAUGUAAAAACCUAGAAGAGUGGCUUCUGAUGGGGAGAACAGGUGCAAGGGAAUAUUGGAUUAGAUAAUUUUUCCCCUAAGAGAGAAACUGCAGUUUAACUGUACAUAUGACCUUUGGACCCUAAUAUGUCUCAUUGGACUCUUGUGUACAACUCCUGCACUUCAUGUCCAGGUCUGAGUGAGGAUAGAUUAAAUGUUAAUGCAGUUUACUAAGGUACAGAAUAUUUCUGUGAAGCAUCAUGAAAAUGUGAAUAAGAUGUGUAAGUGCUUAUCAUUGUUUAUGGCCAAUCACAAUGUCUGUCUCACAAAGGCAGCAACUGAAACAGAUUUUUUUUAAAUUUGCAAAUUAAAGCAAACCUGUCUGACACAGUACAGAUCUACAGAUUUUAGUUUUGACCAAAUAUGUAGUUUGGUCUACAUGCAUUUUGCUUGUGAACAGCAGUAUGGACUGAUGACAGGCCCUGUGAUAUGCAUUUUGCAUGACAGUACUAUAAUGAGCAUAAUUUCUAAUAAUUAGUAAUUGUCUUAAUUUUUGUACCAAAAAGUUAUAUUGGAAUGACGUAUGGACUGUGACUAACCCUACAGACAUAUUCCUAGUACUUACAAAGCAAGAUUAUCAAAAGGUUAUCAAAAAAAAAAAUAAGACAAAAAAAAUUGCCUUUAUCGUUAAAUACAGCAUUUCAUUACGGUCGUAUUUAGUAGCAGUUUGUUAUAUCGGUGUCUCAGUUGUGCUCAGUGUGGAUUUUAUUUUAUUGCUGCCCUCUCUUCAAUGGUAUGCAUUACAGUCAGAACAAUUGUGAAACCAGUAAUCCUGCAUACGUGGAGCAAUGCCUUAUCUAGCAGAUCAGUUGACCUUGGGCUAUAUUUGUCCCUUAUCUUAGUUUGCUUUGUCAUAUUCUGUGUUUUUCAACAUUUUGUGACAGAUGCUUGUUUAUUGUUGACAUGAUCAGUAUUUACAAUGGAAAAUGUAUUUUGCAAAUAUUACAGUCGACGAUGACUUCAUAAUUGAUUUGUUGACAGGGUACCUUUCGCAGUUGUGUUUAAUGCAAUCGCAGAUCAACAUUGUGACAGGGCUGAUAUUAUGUGAAACUCACUUUUACUGUUGAGCUCAUUUGUUCAUCAGCUGGGCUUCAAUUCUCAUCAUUUGCAGAUGUUUUGUCUCUCAUUCGACUGGCUUCAUCAGUUGUAGCUAAUGGGAUGUUCCCUGAAAUUACAAUUCGUCCCAUGAUGUAUUAGUACAUUUACACUGCUAUUUAAUCAUGUCUGAUCUUUUGUCAGUAUUUUGAGUUAAUACUGUCAAGCUUUGAAUCUUUAUAUUUUGGGAACUAAGAACAAGAACUCUGGUUUGCGAAUUUGUUGUGUUGUGGUAAUCUGAGGUGUUGCUGUGCCAUGCUGCAUCUGGCCUUAUCAGCUGGCAGGAUGUUGAUGUCAGGGUUCAUGCCGAGUGAUAUCAAAGACUUUCUUUCUCGUAUAGAGAGUUUAGUUUUCUUUUAGUUGCAGCAGACCCUCGGACAAAUUGUCAGUUGUAGUACUGUUCUGCCAUCUCUGUUUGACAGUUACUCCUGUUUACGUUCACACAGUGAUUGUGAUUGACAGCGACUCCAUCGACAAUUCACUAGCUGCACGGCGGGAUGCUGUGCAAGGUUAAACAGCAGGGUUAAUCUUAUCAUGUGACUGAUGAAGCGUAUUCAUCAGUUAAUGUGAAACAAUGCGCAAUAAUGAAUGAAUGAACUCUACCUGACAUUUUACAAUGAGCCAGAUGCAUGAAAACAGACAUUUAAAGGGACAGUUCAGCCAAAAAUAGAAAUUCUAUCAUUUAUUAACCUUCAUGCCAUGUCAAAAGCUGAUUUUCUUUCUUAUGUGGAACACAAAAGGAUAUAAAAGUCAGUGGGGUCCAAAACAACAUUGGACCCCAUUAAGUUACUGUAUGAUCCAAAAAAAAAAAUUCGUAUUUUCUGAUCUACAUAAAAAAGCAAAUCAUAGAGAUGAGUAAACGCUGGCAGUAUUUAAAUUUUUUGGACGAACUUUACUGAACUGGUCUAUGGCUUCAAAAUAGAUCAAGCCAGGAAACUGGCAUUGACUUCCUCUAGUUUAACAAAUGAGAAAAUGUACCUUAAAGACAGUGACGAUAUAAAGAAAGCACCACACCAGUAUUCUAGUGUGCUACAUGAGCCAGGGCCGUGCUCUUUGGGUUGUUACCAAAAGCCAACAACUUUUUAAACAUUGACUGGGUGAGAGUCCAUCAGAAUGGGCGAGAGUGAGUCAGUGUCAGUUCUCCAUUACUAGCUGCAGCCUGUGUAAGCUGUUGAUCACCCUGUCAGCAUGUCUCUCCCCUCAGUGAGUAGAUCCAUUCCAAACGUGAGGCGUUUCCUUCCUUCUACACACAUUCUACAGUGGUUUACCUAGUUUUCACUAGCAUAAUUUCGUAUGACACCCCAGAUGGUAUGUGUUUUAUUUUUAAAUAAUGUAGGCUAUGGUUUUGUGUUUAUUGCUUUACAAAUACAACCAGCCCUGAAAAGUCUGCACCUGUAGCAUUUAAGGUUAUACAGUGAUAUUUGCACGAAGGGCAAUUACACUUCUGGGAAUUUCUUUUAUAGACAGAGAGUAUUGCUUAAUGCAUCCUGCAAUUUAAUGCAUCCUUUCUUGAUAAACAUCAAGAUAAACAAAAAAAAAAAAAAUUAAUAAAAAAAACCUUACUGACCCCAAACUUUUGAACGGUAGCGUAGAUGGAGUAAGUAACAGUUCAAUUUUAUGUUGGAUCAUGAUAACUUGGAUACUGAGAGCAGGCGUAUUGGUAAUUACAGUAGCGAUGGUAUUUACAUAUUAAACAAAAGGUUUUGUUUUGUACUGCACUGUAAGAAAAAAAAAAAAGUGAGAAAACAAAAAAUGGUCCUUUCUGCCAGGACAUUAUCUGUUAACAUCACAGUGUACCUUAAAACACAAUGCAUAAUUUAAAAUACAGGUAAAACACCUGUGAAAAAAAGAAAUGCAGAAAAUUCGUUCAUAUUAACACAUUUUUACAGACCUUUCUUAGAGUGUGGUAGAUGUUAAAAUAUGAACUGUUCAACUGAAAUGCUUUUGAUUAUCCAUUUAUGUAAUGUCGUUAGAAAUAAAAAGUGAAUUCUAAA
Messenger RNA from Sinocyclocheilus anshuiensis, 4615 nucleotides. Its product is annotated as ORM1-like protein 3. Lineage: Eukaryota; Metazoa; Chordata; Actinopteri; Cypriniformes; Cyprinidae. The record is from RefSeq and is a predicted model, not a curated record. Gene Ontology annotation, cellular component: endoplasmic reticulum membrane. The transcript has 4 exons. Bases 303 to 764 code for a protein of 153 amino acids.